CGCCUGGCGGCUGUGAGGCGGCGGCUUCUCCUCUCCGGCUGUUCUCGGGGGGAGGCUGGAGCCUCGGAGGGCUGGGUGGCCCGGGUCGGGGCGAAGCCUCUUCUGAGCAGCCAGAACGCCGCAUAAAGCUGUCAAACCUGAAAAUAAUCUCUCCUAGCAACUACCUUCUAAUAAUCUGUCUGGAGACUUCUGCCAGCUGAGGGCGGGAGAUGUCUGUGCUGUCAGUUUUGUAACUGAAGCAGACUUUCUGCCAGGAAGGGUGGAUGAAGGUAUAGAAAAGGGUGUAAUUGCUACUGAAGUAAAAAUUUAAAGGAGGCCUCAUGACAACAAAAGCAAACUUUGCUGUGACAGCAGGAUCUAUAGUUGUCCCUUAUGGACAUGUGAUUGGAAAUGAGAAGUGGAGAGGGUCAGAGAUUGCCCAAAGGCUACAAGGGAAAAUUAGACUCAUCUUUGAAGAUGGCUUGGGACUUGUGGAUUUUCAUCUUUCAAACAGAACUUGCAUUUUUUAUAUAUCUGAGGCAGAUUUGGUUGCAGGGGAUGAAUUCAAACGAAGAUUGGUUCGGUUUAGAAAUGUCAACAGUCUUUGGGGAAUUGUAAUUGUGGAGACAACUCAAAUAAGUGAUCAGUACUUCUUAGCUGUACAGAAGUUUGUUGUACUAGAACUCGGAAUGGUAUUGCUUCCUGUGGCAAAUCAAGGAGAAGCUUCUCAACUUAUUACUCAGCUAGUCCGUGAACAAAGUAAGGAUCACAACAGUAACCCCUUUCUUCGUAAACAGUGUUCUCAGCUGGCAGAGCCAUCAGUGUUUCGAACCGUGCAACAAAUUCCAGGAGUUGGGAAAACAAAAGCUCUACUUUUACUGCAACAGUUUGGAAGCAUCCACGGGAUUUGUAAUGCAUCUGUCAAAGAACUUGAGCUAGUAGUUGGACAAACGGUAGCACAACAAAUUUACUGUUUUCUAGGUUCCUGAUAUGCAUGUAUAGUGCAGUUUGGGAAAACAAAGGUUUUUUGUUUCUUUCUUGUGAAUUGUAAGAUUUUGGUGGUGAUAUUCAUAUUAUGGCAAUUUCUGUAAUCCUGGUAACAACUAGAGGGUAUUGACUAAUUGUCCAGACCUUACUCUGCUGCUUCUUUACAGCUGUUCUGCUCAUAUAGAUUGAGUUGUGAAAAUUACCUUGGAAAGAGAACUGUAAAGUGUUUUGCACUGUACAAAAAAAAAAAAAAAAAAAAAAAACCUAACCAAAAAAAAAAUGAAAGCAAGCUGUCCCUUUCAGCAUCCACGGAAAAAAAAUGGAAAAGCAAUUUGCUUGCUUACUUUUGUCUUGCAGAAAUAUUGUUAAUAUAUGGGUGAUGUUAUCUUCUCAGUAACUAAAAGGGAGUUACAGUGCUUUGAAAAAGUUAGCAUUCACUGAUUUAUAGUAACAUCUUUGACUUAUAAUUCUUUGGGGUUCCGAAAGUGCUACUGGAAUACAUCUUUGACUUCACACUAACUUAUUUCUCUGUUUCUUUUUUCAGUUCACAGGGUGUUAACAAAUUUUUUGUCUUUGUGUCCAAUAUAAAAAAUCUUUGUUAAUUCAUGUUGCACUUUUGAAUAUAGGUUUGGAUAAUUAUAAUCAAUUACAAUAUGUUUUGACACAUUAUCAACUGCAACAUAUAACAUCAGUUAUUUUCUUUGCAGCAUAUAAUAUGGAGAGCUUUGAUCAAAAUUCCUAAUUCAACCUGUUCUUCCAGUAUUAAUCUUUCAAGAGUUAUUUGUAAAGACGAGGGUUGGUUUUCCUGACAUCUUGCAUUUUAUUUUAAAUUAUACUCAUCUCAUUUAGUAAGGGUAGAAUUGCCUUUUGCUGUAAUACACCCAAUAAAGGAGGUGUAUGAAAAGCUUCUUUUAUAGUACUUACAUUUUGGAUCACAGCAGGAAGGCAGUUGAGCAGGAUUUUCAACUCCCUUUCAUAAACUAAAGAGAAGUGAAUAAUAGAGCCUUGGCAGCUCUGUAACCAAUCUCAUCCACCAGUUAGCAUGGAUAGCAGAUAGACCUGUUAUUUAUAUUCAUUCCUUACUUGGCAUGAAAAUGCAAUUUGGCUAUAAAUAUUUAAUUUACCGAAUAAGAAACAUCAGAAUUUCAAGAACUACAGGACAAGAUAAUACUACUUUCUUACAACUAGGGAAUGCUUAGGAUUAUUUAUAAGUCUGUUUAGAUUUUACUCCCUCUCUCUGACUUUGUCACUUUGCUAUGGAGACUAGAUUUCACAUCUGAAGGUAUGUGGCUAUUGAUGUGGCAAGGCAAACACCUUUUUACUACUUCAAAUGGCCAUCUGUUCAGUGCAUUAAAUAAAGUUCAAUUAAAGUA
Molecule: messenger RNA, 2339 nt
Organism: Tyto alba (common barn owl)
Lineage: Eukaryota; Metazoa; Chordata; Aves; Strigiformes; Tytonidae
Gene: FAAP24
Product: FA core complex associated protein 24
Exons: 6
Coding region: 321-968 (215 amino acids)
Biological process (GO): interstrand cross-link repair
Cellular component (GO): Fanconi anaemia nuclear complex
Molecular function (GO): chromatin binding
Source: RefSeq, a predicted model, not a curated record